AGAUCUAAUGGCGUUGAAGGCUUCUUGACUUAGCAAAAAGGUUACAAUCUUAGCUUAGAAAAGAUGUCUGGUUGGGAAAAUAUGGACAGAAACAUAUUAGCCAAGAUAUUUGGGAUGCUUAACGUAAUUGACAUAAUUAUGGGGGCAUCACGCGUCUGUAUCUCUUGGUUCCUUGCUUCUCACAAUCGGACUUUAUGGAAAAGUAUAAAUUUAACUGAUCUCAAACCAAUAAGUUUAGAUGAUAAUCCCAAGAAAGCCGAGUUUCUUCUAGAUAACAAUGAUGAAGAAAGACGAUAUCAACUCAGAGAUAUCCUCAUGGAGAUAACUAAAUUCAGCAAUACUAUCACUACAGAUCUAUUUCUGGACUACUAUUACUAUAUACAAGAGGAGGAUCUUGCGAUCAUUGCUGAGAGGAUGCCAAACAUAAAAAAAAUUGCGUUCACGCUCUGGUGUGAUCUUAACGAGAAUUCGUUCCAGUUUACUUUCAGCAGGUGGAAGAAUCUCCAAACGCUGAUCCUCACUCAACCUAGGUUCGAAAAACUAGAUCUCGAUCUUCGAGCUAUUGGAGAUAACUGCCAAAGCCUCACUAACCUAAAACUUAUUCGUACACUAACCCGAGAUCUAGCUGAGCAACUUGUAUGUAAUUUCUCUACCUUGAAGAGGUUAAGUUUUCAAUGUGCAUCUGUAUGCAAUAUAGCACUACUAUCACUCAUCAUCAACCACCACAACCUCAAGAUCCUAAACCUUUCACAUUGCAUUUACGCGGAAAUUAUUAACGAAAUAUUUGGCGAUGAGGAUGAGUUGGGUUUGUUACCUAGCGAAAAUAUCAUACAAACUGGCACUCAAAACCUUGACGCAUUUAUCGUGUGUUCAAAAGACUGUAAGGUGUGUAAAGAGGUAUGGGAUAUUGCAUGGCGUGGUGCGGGUAAUAACUAUAAGUAUUACAUGUUUCAGAAUAAAAAAUGGAAAACUGAUGCGAUAAAGGAACUUGAAUUUUAAAUUGUGAAAGGUUUGUUAUUAAUGUGUUAUCGGUAAAUGUUUAUUUUCAUGCA
Messenger RNA from Camelina sativa (false flax), 1052 nucleotides. Its product is annotated as putative F-box protein At4g11580. Lineage: Eukaryota; Viridiplantae; Streptophyta; Magnoliopsida; Brassicales; Brassicaceae. The record is from RefSeq and is a predicted model, not a curated record. Gene Ontology annotation, molecular function: protein binding.